CACUCCGACAGUCGGACCGGGAAAAAAACCUACAAAACAUCAAUCAAUCAUCAAUAACAAAACAAUUCUCUUCUCCUUGCUCAAAUCUGUUGUCGCAAACUCGAUUGUGAAUAAAGUUAUUCUGGUUUUGUCCAAGAGCUAUUUGAAGUGUUGUUUGGGAGCAGAUCGUAGGUGUUAAUUUUUGCAGUUUUGGGAAGCUCUUAUCAAGCCAUUUACGGUGUUGUUUGGUUUGCAGCUGGUAUUACUACAGUUUGUAUCCUUUUUGCAGCUGUUUUUGCUGUUGUUUGGACGUGGUCAUAGCUCUUUUGAAGUUCCAUUACAAAACAAAGUAGCCGCAUAGAAAACAAAAACAAGGACACUUUUAAAGGCGUAGGCAAAAAUAUUGUCGUCAUUAAUGGAUGUCGAAGAGAGCGAAACAAACAAGAUAUACAUACCUGAAGAAUGGUCAGAAACGAUGGAAGCCAUAGCAGCUUAUGGUGAGGGUGGUCCAACAGCCACAACAUUCAUUUGUGGCCCCACAAACAGUGGCAAGUCAACCUUCUCUCGUCAUCUUCUUCAUCGGCUCUUUUCUAGGCACAAGAGAGUUGCUUACUUAGAUACUGAUGUUGGACAGCCUGAGUUUACCCCACCCGGAUGCCUUUCACUUACUAUUCUUGAUAAAGAAUCCAUUGAUUCGAAAGUUUUCCCGGAAAGAUGCUUCUUCUAUGGUGACGAUUCGUCAAAAAGAGAUCCUGAGAUUUAUUUGACGUAUAUAAUUUCCUUAUAUGAUCAUUAUCAAAAACAGUAUAAUCAACUUUCAGGGAGUGCAUCUGCCAAUGACAGUGGGGUACCCCUAAUUGUCAACACACCCGGUUGGGUGAAAGGUAUUGGAUACGAUUUACUGGUUGAUAUGUUGAAACACUUUGCCCCCACACACGUGGUUAAUAUCUAUAGAUAUGAUAAAAGUAAGAACCUACCCUCCGGAGCAUUUUGGUCUCAAGAUGGGGAUGUUGGGGCAGUAACGCUAAUGGAAAUCAAUUCAGCCUAUGACUCUUUAGAUCGAUCGGAACGACCAAAGCGUUCACGCCAUGUAAGAGAUUCAAGUAUUGUUACAUAUUUUCGACAGUGUUUUCCUGGUGACAUGAAUAUCAGUUCAGACAAGGAAAUUGGUCAAGCAUUGGCUGCUCACCCUCCUUAUGAAGUUUCUGUGUCAGCUGUCAACAUUAAACAUCUUCAUAAUAAGGUACCGAAAGCUGAAAUUUAUCAAAGUUUGAAUGGAACUAUAGUUGGAUUGGCAGUUGAUUCUGAAGGCUCUGAACAUUUACCUCACUGUGUAGGUCUUGGAAUUGUUCGUGGAAUAGACAGUUUGAGACGGGUUCUUUAUAUAAUCACUCCUGUUCCACUAAAUGUUCUGGAGGAUGUUGAUGUUCUACUGCAAGGGUUCAUUCAGAUUCCAACUUGCUUGUUGCAGGUACAGGGAUGUGUUUCGCCAUAUUUGGCUUCAAAUGUCCUUCCUGGAACUUAAAUGCUAUAGCUAUGAUUCCUGACUGCCGUCCUUUAAAGAACCACCAACUGGGAAACUCUUGUGUGUGGAAACUGUCAGAACUUGACUUUUCAUGUACCAAAAAUCGACAUGUACAGUAACAAUAUAUUCGCUGCUGAAAAAACUCUCAGUUUGUGUAAUAUGACAGUCCAUAUAUGUCUAGUAAAGCCAGUCUUAUCACUUUACUAGCCAUGCAGAUUUUGUUUCUGCAUUGGGAUAUUAUUUUGGUCACAACUUUAUAUAUUGUUUCUGUUAUGCAUCUGGAAAAAGUUCAUGUUUAUGAAACAUGAUACUUUUGUAGAGCUGUUCUACGUUGUUUGAAAAACAAUGGCUCAUUUUGACA
Messenger RNA from Erigeron canadensis, 1865 nucleotides. Its product is annotated as polynucleotide 5'-hydroxyl-kinase NOL9. Gene Ontology annotation, biological process: cleavage in ITS2 between 5.8S rRNA and LSU-rRNA of tricistronic rRNA transcript (SSU-rRNA, 5.8S rRNA, LSU-rRNA). NCBI's taxonomy places the organism in Eukaryota, Viridiplantae, Streptophyta, Magnoliopsida, Asterales, Asteraceae. Gene Ontology annotation, molecular function: polynucleotide 5'-hydroxyl-kinase activity. Gene Ontology annotation, cellular component: nucleus. The transcript is spliced from 11 exons. The coding region runs from base 395 to 1504 and encodes 369 amino acids. The record is from RefSeq and is a predicted model, not a curated record.